This is a messenger RNA of Anastrepha ludens (Mexican fruit fly), 1613 nucleotides long. RefSeq lists its product as uncharacterized. The transcript is spliced from 4 exons. The coding region runs from base 1308 to 1613 and encodes 101 amino acids. The record is from RefSeq and is a predicted model, not a curated record. Lineage: Eukaryota; Metazoa; Arthropoda; Insecta; Diptera; Tephritidae.
CAUAACAAAUUUAACACAACUUAACAUAACAUAAUCUAACCAGUACCAUACCAUAACAAAACAUAAACCAAAAUUUAUAUAAAUAUCUAUAAGCAAUGCAUGUAACAACAUAACAUAGCAUACCUAAACAAUGGUAACAGAACAGCAGCGCUUAACAAUAUAUAAUGCAGCAUAACAUAAAAUAAUAAAAAAUAGCGACAGAUAACAUAAAUAAGCAUAACCGAACGUAACAUAGCACAACAUAGCAUAAAAUAACAGCAAAUAAAACAUGCAAUACUCUAAACUUUAGAGUCUAAUCAGAAAUGCGGUGCAUUAACAAAAAAAAUGUUAAUCUCAAUUUCAGCUAACCACUUCUAUGCGUUAGUAUCUCGCAUUACAAAGCAAUGGCUCAGGUAACCCGAUGUGUGUAUUCAUUGCCAAAGAGUGAACUUGUGCUUUGUUUCUGGAUUACAUAUUUGGCGAGCAGUGAUUUGUGACCGUGACGUCGUGUUCGUGUUGUUUUUCCUUCCGCCUCCGGUACAGCUUGACCCUACCACUGGCAGGGUAAACGAAAAAAAAGAGAGCUUAUUUGUGGCUUCUUGUGAUAUUCUGUAGUGAAAUUGAAAUUGAAGUAUGUGAAAUGUAUGCCACAAUGGAAUUAAGAUGUUUUCACACAUUCAAAUGUAUGAUAUAUCUAUGUAUGUAUGUAUGCGCAUACUUACAUGUGCAUAAAUGUGUAGCCAGUAACUAUUAAAAGUAAAAGCGGGCAAGAAAGCGAGUGAGUGUUAUUUAAUAUGUGUCCAAAUGGAAAGAAAGACUCUGCUUGUCGGAUAUCUGCAGCUUUGAAAAAAACAAGAAAACAAAGAAGAAUGUGUUAUACAUAUGUAUGUGGCAUAUACAUUCUCUACAUAUGUAUGUACAUACAUAAAUGUGCAUUCUAUUGAGGAAUAAUUGUAUAAGUGUCGUCCAGUUGCAUUAAUUGAAAUACAAAACAAACAAAAGUCACAAAACAGAGAUCGCACAAACCAUACACAUAAUUACAAACACACAUGCAUCCAUACAUGCAUACUAAAUGGAGCACAUACUUUCAUACGUACAUAAAUUUGUAUUAUUCGUGCUAUUCAGUUGACGCGCCAACACCCGCAAACACACAGCUGGAAAUUCAAUGACAGUGGGCAGUAAUGGAGAGAAGACCUCAAAGAACUGUGUUUAUGGGUUUUGAUGCAUUCCAAUACUGUGGCCUUCACUGUGCAUUGAUGCAGAUUUCAGCUACCGUUGCUUGCAUAGCAAUACACUCAGCCUGAAAGCACGCUACGAUAAUUGUCGGCAUGACAACCGACGAAGUGAUUUUGCGGCGCGACAAGGCUGCGGCGAAUGGCGAACCAUUCACCGAGCCGCCACCGCGUCUACGCGGUCAAAGCGCUUACUUGGCGGUAAGUAUGAGAAUUUUUUUUGCUCAAAUUUGCUUCAAUUUCCUUCCUUGUAUUUUCUCGUCGGCCGCCGUAGCCGAAUGGCUGAUGUCCUGGUCACCAGCUGCCUGCCAAGUAGUGGCACGUGACGGCGUUGGUGGUGGCGCAUUCGUGUUGAAAGCAUCCUUUUGUGGCCUCAUUGCGCUUUAUUGUUGUCGUUCAUAA